Messenger RNA from Rotaria sordida, 1428 nucleotides. The record is from the annotation of a GenBank genome assembly. NCBI's taxonomy places the organism in Eukaryota, Metazoa, Rotifera, Eurotatoria, Philodinida, Philodinidae.
AUGAAGCUCUUCGUACUAACUUUUCUACUGCUAGCAGCGGUAUUUAUUCAUUCAAUAAAUAGCCAACAAUAUGUUGUUGGUUGUUACUUUACUAAUUGGGCUCAACAUCGACAAGGCCUUGGACGAUUUCUUCCAUCACAUAUUGAUCCAUCUCUUUGUACACAUCUUUAUUAUGCAUUUGCUAAUAUCGAUAUUACUAAUCGAAGUCCAAGUCCAUUCGAAGUCAAUGAUGUUAAACCAUCUCCAUCAACAUCACCUGUUAUUGUCAAUGAUGUUGUGAAACCUGGUAGUAAUGGUCGUCUUAAUGGUCAAUUAAAACCACCAAUAAAACAACCACCACCAAUGAGCAUGUAUGAACAAUUUAAUAUUUUAAAACAUAAAAAUCCUCAAAUGAAAACAUUAUUAUCAUUGGGUGGUGCAAGUGUUAAUGCUACACAGUUUCGUACUAUUUUUGAACCUGAUAAAAUACGUCGUGAUUUUAUACGAAAUACAAUAAAAUAUUUACGAAAUUAUAAAUUUGAUGGUUUAGAUUUAGAUUGGGAAUUUCCUGAAACUGAAAGUGAUCGUCGUAUAUUUUCUUUACUUGUUCGUGAUUAUCGAUUAGAAUUUCAAAAUGAAGCUUUUUUAACGGAUCGUUCACGUCUUUUAUUAACAGCAGCUGUUGCUGCUUAUCGUCCAAAAAUUGAAGCUGGCUAUGAUAUAAAAGAAAUUGCUCCAUAUCUUGAUUAUAUCAAUUUGAUGGCUUAUGAUUAUCAUGGUAGUUGGAAUACUCAUACAGGUUUUAAUAGUCCUUUAUAUGCACGUUCAAGUGAAAAAGGUGAUAAACGUUUACUUAAUCAACAAGCAACAGUUGAUACAUGGAUUGAUGGUGGUUGUUCACCAUCAAAAUUAGUUCUUGGUCUUGGUAUGUAUGGUCGAACAUUUAAAUUAAAACAAAAGAAAAAUCCUGAUACAAAACCUUAUGGACCAUCAAAAGGUGCUGGCCUACCAGGUAAUUAUACAGCUAGUAAUGGAUUUCUUUCUUAUUAUGAAAUAUGUGAAUUAAUAAAAAAACAAAAAUGGCAUACUGAAUAUGAUAAAGAACAACAAGUACCAUAUGCAUAUAAAGAUGAUCAAUGGGUUAGUUUUGAUAAUCAAGAAUCAAUUGAAAAAAAAUGUCAUUAUGUUGCUUCAAAACGUUUAGCUGGUGCUAUGAUAUGGUCACUUGAUUUUGAUGACUUUAAUGGUGCUUUUUGUGGACAAGGAAAAUAUCCAUUAUUAACAACAGUUAAAAAAACACUUGAUAGUCUUCAAGGACCAACAACACCAAUUAGAAUUCAUAAAACAACACAAACAACAAUAACAAAUCAUGGAUAUUUAUAUAAUUAUUCAUUUUUCCUUUUAUUGAUUAAUUUUAUUUUUCCGAUAUUUAUUUACCAUUUGAUUUGA